UCAUUUUCCCCCGUCUCGGCCACCAACUUACUUCCUUAUGCUCCCUUGGGUUUCUUCUUUCUACCCCGUACUUUUCUGAUCCUAGGUUCUUCGGCUUCAUGUUCUCGCUAUCCUAAAGUUGAUCUACCUCUCAUCUCUCUUGGACUUUCGAGCCCGUCGGUUCACCGCUAGUCAUGGCUGUGACCGCUGCGUCCAGCGCCCGGAGGGACACCAUUCUGUCUCGACGCUAUAUUGAGGGCCAAAUUGCGGAGGGAAAGCAUCUCAUCAUCUUCGAGGAUCGGGUCCUCAAGGUCGACAGUUGGAUCCCCUUCCAUCCCGCAGGAGAUAAACCCAUCAAGCACAUGGUUGGCAGGGACGCGACGGACGAAAUCAAUGCACUACAUUCGAAAGAAGCCCUCCAGCGCAUGCGCGCUUUCCAGAUAGGUCGUAUAGAGGGACCAUGGUCAAAUUUUCUUCCUCCAAUCCAGGGCGGGAAGUUCCGUCCCUACACCACGGAGGCCUGUGAGAGCGAGGAGGACAACACCUCUAGUCAGGAAAGCUCCCAGCCCCCCUCCCCCGUUUUCGAUGCGGUUGAUGCUGCCUCGAGCAUUCGUCGCCGAAAAUCCGUCUCGUCCGAAAGCUCCGUCUUGACACCGCCCACCGAAAGUGACGAGCCAACGCCGUAUUUCCUGGACGCGCGUACCCAGGAGGAGAUUGUCCUUGACAUUACCAAAUACCCGUGCCUCGAAAAGGAGACACAGCAGAAUAUCAGACAGAAAUAUCGCGAGUUAAAUGACCGUAUAAUUGCGGAGGGUCUAUACAAAUGCAACUACUGGGCCUACUUCAUUGAGUGCUGCCGAUACGUCUCGUUUGCUGCUCUGUCGUACUGGUUCCUCAGGCUGGGAUGGUACGGAACAUCGGCCUUCUUUCUCGGGUGCUUCUGGCACCAGCUUGUCUUUACAGCCCACGAUGCGGGCCAUAUGGGAAUCACCCACAAUUACCAUUUCGAUACCGUUAUUGGCAUUAUUAUCGCCGAUUACCUCGGAGGUCUAAGUCUGGGAUGGUGGAAACGAAGCCACAAUGUUCAUCACAUUGUGACAAAUGAACCGGAGCAUGACCCGGAUAUCGAGCAUAUGCCCUUCUUUGCUAUCUCGCACCGUUUCCUUUUGAACCUCCGAAGCACGUACUACGAUCGGAUCAUGUGCUUCGACGCCUUUGCCCAGUUCAUGCUGAAAUACCAACACUACCUUUACUACCCAAUCCUCAUGUUAGGCCGAUUUAACCUGUACCGUCUGAGCUGGGAAUAUUUGUUUCUUGGCCAGGCACCGAAGAAGGGACCCGCUUGGUGGCACCUGUGGUUCGAAGUUGCGGGACAGGUCUUCUUCUGGGUGUGGUUUGGUUAUGGAGUGAUGUAUUGUUCGAUUCCCACCUGGAGCGGCCGUUUGAUCUUUCUCUUCGUCUCCCAUGUGGUCCCGUCUCCACUGCAUGUGCAAAUUACGCUCUCCCACUUUGCCAUGUCGACCGCGGAUCUGGGAGUCCAGGAGUCAUUUCCCCAAAAGAUGCUCCGCACCACUAUGGAUGUCGACUGUCCGACGUGGCUUGAUUGGUUUCAUGGCGGUCUCCAGUUUCAAGCCAUCCACCACCUCUACCCGCGCAUUCCGCGCCAUAACCUGCGUCGCACCCAGAGAUUGGUGUUGGAAUUCUGCCGCGAGACCGGCAUCCCCUAUGCUUUGUUCACGUUUUACGACGGCAAUAAAGUGGUUAUCGGUAAGCUUGGGGAGAUUGCAAAGCAGGUCCGCAUUUUAGAAGAGUGCCGAAAGUCCUACACGCAGCAUGAUGUUUUUUCAGGCCACCACCAUUAGAUGAAGGCC
Messenger RNA from Aspergillus ochraceoroseus IBT 24754, 1850 nucleotides. RefSeq names its product fatty acid desaturase. NCBI's taxonomy places the organism in Eukaryota, Fungi, Ascomycota, Eurotiomycetes, Eurotiales, Aspergillaceae. Gene Ontology annotation, molecular function: oxidoreductase activity, acting on paired donors, with oxidation of a pair of donors resulting in the reduction of molecular oxygen to two molecules of water. The record is from RefSeq and is a predicted model, not a curated record. The transcript is spliced from 2 exons. Bases 174 to 1841 code for a protein of 555 amino acids. Gene Ontology annotation, biological process: lipid metabolic process. Gene Ontology annotation, cellular component: membrane.